AUGUCACAGCCACACCACCCGAAGGACCUGGAUCAGGGGGGGGCGCAGAACACAUCGGCGGGGGGGGCAACAGGGAGGGCACCAGCAACCGCCCCCCCACUCCCCUGCAACGACGCAACCACAAACGCCCCCCCAGCCACCUCCCCCUACGUCAUGCCCCCCUCCACCGCCCCCUAUCCCCCUUCGGCACCCACCCCCACUGCUCCCUACCCCUACCCUACAACCAGUGCCACCCCUUACCCAUCCACAAGCACUGCCCCCACCCCAUCCACCGCCCCCUAUCCCCCUACGGCGCCCAACCCCACAGCUCGCCACUCUUACCCUACAACCACUGCCAACCUUUACCCAUCCACAAUCACUGCCCCCACCCCAUCCACCGCCCCUUAUCCCCCUACGGCGCCCAACCCUACGGCUCGCCACUCUUACCCUACAACCAGUGCCAUCCCUUACCCAUCCACAAUCACUGCCCCCACCCCAUCCACCGCCCCUUAUCCCCCUACGGCGCCCAACCCCACAGCACGCCACUCUUACCCUACAACCACUGCCAACCUUUACCCAUCCAUAAGUAUUGCCCCCACCCCAUCCACAGCCCCCUAUCCUGACCCGACAAGCCCCCCUUUGCACCCCACUCCCUUCUCCACCCCCCUCACCCACGGCCAGUCCACCAAGCACCUGAACUAUGGCCUAAAUGUGGGACCCAUCCAUCAAGACUCGUCGGAGACCGGAGGGGCAGAAGUGACUGAUAGGGAGCCUGUCGUCGCCGCCCAGGUCAGGACGAUUUACUGCAGCAAGGGAGUGAAGGUGGUGCAGUUCCUCUUUGCCAUGGCGAUCGUUGUGGGUGUGGGUUACCUGCUGGCGCUGCUCAUUGGCAAGAUGUUCUGGUGGUAGGAUGUAAGCUCAUUCUUGAACCUAUCGACCCCCCCAGUUCGCCUCUUUGAAUACCCUCUCGUGGAAGUUGCCGGGCUUUUCAUGGACUGUUUUGUGAUCCUGGUGAUAGUUUGACACGACCUCUGCACUCGUGGACUUCUUGAACGUCUUGCCCCUCAGUUCACCUACUAGAAAAGCCUCUCGUGGAAGUUGCUGGACUUUUCAUGAACUCUUUUGUGAUGCAAGGGAUAGUUUUACACGACCUCUGCACCCUCAGCUGGAAAAUCGCCCAAGAAAACCUGGUUACUCGUUCCUGUUGCCCUGGAAAAUACUCGUAAUGGGAGCCCGAUACGCUUAAGAAUAUGAAUCUAGCGAGGAGGAGAAAGAGAGGAAGGUGAAAAGGAUGAAGUGUGUGUGUGUGUGUGUGUGUGUGUGUGUGUGUGUGUGUGUGUGUGUGUGUGUGUGUGUGUGUGCAACGGUGCCUUCCUCCACCCUCCCCUUCCAUCGGUGAAUGUCCCUAGUGAUUGAUUACUCUAUUGAUCGGCUGUUACUAUCCUAAACUUUAUCUUGCUCUAUCUAACUUAUUUACUCCCCUUUAUAUUAACUAUUGGCACUGGCUAUUUGCAUCCUCUAUCUUGCUGUCUACUCCGUCCAUAUACCUCUAACUGUCUGUCGCAUGAGGAGCUUAAUUCCUAUAGACAGACACAUACGGGUAGCUACACUUUCUACAACGUAUGUGGCGCUGCAUGAACUAACCUGUAAGUGCUGUGUAUAUGUGUGUUAGUGUACGACUCACCUUAAAGGGCGGCUGUGUCGGUGCCCUGUGAGGAUCAAGCAGGAGUACAGUGUUGCCACGUUUUUUAACCCCACGUUGGUUCUCUCUCUCUCUCUCUCUCUCUCUCUCUCUCUCUCUCUCUCUCUCUCUCUCUCUCUCUCUCUCUCUCUCUCUCUCUCU
This is a messenger RNA of Eriocheir sinensis (Chinese mitten crab), 1822 nucleotides long. RefSeq lists its product as uncharacterized. NCBI's taxonomy places the organism in Eukaryota, Metazoa, Arthropoda, Malacostraca, Decapoda, Varunidae. The record is from RefSeq and is a predicted model, not a curated record. The transcript has 2 exons. Bases 1 to 888 code for a protein of 295 amino acids.